Blastomyces gilchristii SLH14081 is the source of this 483-nucleotide messenger RNA. Its product is annotated as nudix/MutT family protein. Gene Ontology annotation, cellular component: nucleus; cytoplasm. The transcript is spliced from 2 exons. The record is from RefSeq and is a predicted model, not a curated record. Gene Ontology annotation, molecular function: bis(5'-adenosyl)-pentaphosphatase activity; bis(5'-adenosyl)-hexaphosphatase activity; endopolyphosphatase activity. Gene Ontology annotation, biological process: adenosine 5'-(hexahydrogen pentaphosphate) catabolic process; diphosphoinositol polyphosphate metabolic process; diadenosine hexaphosphate catabolic process. Bases 1 to 483 code for a protein of 160 amino acids. NCBI's taxonomy places the organism in Eukaryota, Fungi, Ascomycota, Eurotiomycetes, Onygenales, Ajellomycetaceae.
AUGGCCCAGUCGUGCAAGAUGGAGUCGCGGACGGGGAGGACGAACCAGCGUGAGCUACAGCCCCAGCGCGAACGACUCGUCGCCGGCGUCGUCCCCAUCUCCCCUGACAAGUCCAGGGUGCUCUUGAUCCAGUCUACUCGCCGCGGAGGUUGGGUUCUCCCCAAGGGCGGCUGGGAGUUGGACGAGGCGUCCGCCCAGCAGGCUGCCUGCCGCGAAGCUUGGGAGGAGGCAGGCGUCGUCUGCACUGUCCUACGUGAUCUAGGCAAGAUCGCAGACAUGCGGACCCCGGCCCAGGUGUCCCUGAAGGCACCCAAGGUGCUGUAUCAAUUCUUCGAGGUUCGCGUUGACCGCGAGGAAGCCCAGUGGCCCGAAAUGCACAAGCGGAAACGACAAUGGGUUACCUAUGCGCAGGCCGCGGCGGCAUUGGCGACUCGCCCGGAGCUCCUCGAUGCUCUAAAUCGCAGCUCUCUCAAGAGAUCAUAG